Molecule: messenger RNA, 3092 nt
Organism: Helianthus annuus (common sunflower)
Lineage: Eukaryota; Viridiplantae; Streptophyta; Magnoliopsida; Asterales; Asteraceae
Product: calmodulin-binding protein 60 A
Exons: 6
Coding region: 1829-2965 (378 amino acids)
Biological process (GO): regulation of salicylic acid biosynthetic process
Cellular component (GO): nucleus
Molecular function (GO): sequence-specific DNA binding; calmodulin binding; DNA-binding transcription factor activity
Source: RefSeq, a predicted model, not a curated record
UUAUUAUGAAGGUAAUAAUGAACAGGAAUUCAUCACUGGAAGAAAUAAUAUAAAUUCUAAAAGGUUAUUAAUUCUAGAGGGAGUAUUAUUUCAAAUUCAACGGUGGAUUUGAGGUUAUGCUUAUGAUCUGCACUUGUUGUUAUCAGGUUAAUGAUAGCCCUAUUGAGUGUCAUGCCUUGAUAUUGUUUUUGUGUCCUUAUGAUUAGAUCCUCUUGAACUUGAUGAUAGAAUCUUUGUUUUAUAUGGUCUCCUGAGAUCUGGGUCGUUUUCGACAAUUGUCCUCAGAAAUUCUGUGUAGAAACUUUGAUUAAAUGACGAUUGACAACGGCGUCAUAGUCAUUUCUCUAUCCAACCAUAUUUUCUUUUGCAUUCUUUCUCAGAUCCAUUCAACCCACCCCCACCCAUUUGUUUGGAUCAUAAAUAUCACUAAUGGCCUGGACGGAUUUGUUUUAACUGUUUCUCUAUAAUAGUUUUAUCCCAAAUCUUGCUAGCACUUGCAACCUAUGUAAGUUCCGAUUUAUAAUAUUACGUGUCACACUAAUCUUUGUUUUUAGUUUAAAUAUUAUAUGGGAUAUAAAAGCUAACAAGCUGCAGAGCAGAAGCAAGAACAACUGAGAACAUAAUAUCAAGAUGAAAAUUAUUGUACUAUUGAAUGAUUAAACUGUUACAUGAACUUCUUAUUUGAAAGGUACAUGUAAAUAUAAUAUGAUGUUUAUGAACAGGAAUUCUUCACUAGGAACAACAAUCUGAAGUUUAAAAUCUUAUAAAUCACAUGUGAUUGAGCAUAAUUCUGGAGGGAUUGUCAUCCCAAAUUCAAUGGUGUAUUUGAGGUUAUGAUUAUGAGCUGUACUUGAUUUUAAUGAUGACCCUGUUGAGUCUCAUGCCUUGAUCCUGUUUUCGGGCUCUUCUGAUGUUAUUCACGAAUUCUGAUUUGAUCCUCUUGAACUUGAUGAGAGAAUCUAUACACAUAUAGAUUGGUAUCUUUGUUUAUUAAUGCUUUGUUGACUUUCUUGGUCAUAAAUAUCAAGAUUUGGGUCGUUUUCGUCAUUUGUUCGAGAAAUUCUGUGUUGAAACUUUGAUACAAUAAUUGACAAAGGUGUCAUAGUCAUUUCUUUUGCUUUCUUUCUCAGAUCUAUUCCACUCACCCCUACCCAUUUGUUUGGAUACUUGGAUCAUAAAGAUCCCUAAAAGCUUGGAUGGAUUCGUUAUAGCCGUUUCUCUAAAACUGUUUUCUCCCCAAUCUUGCCAGCACUCGCAACUUACGUAAGCCAUGUUUUCUAAUAUUUCAAGCUAUGUUGUCAAAGGCGCUCUCUUAGGGUGCCUAGGUUCUGAAGCAUAACCCAGCGCACCAUAUGCGGCGUGGUGUCAGGCAAAGAGGCAAAGAUGGUUAAAAAAACCCUAUAUAAGGGCUAGAAUCAACCAAAAUAAUCAUGAAAUCAACCUAAAACAUCCUAAGUAGCCCUAAAGAAGCCUAAAACUUGUCUAAAACCCCUAAAAUGGUAUCUUAUACUAUGCGUCUAGCUUAAAAACCCUCGCUUUUUUACCGCCUGGCCCCUAGGCCUAUUCACCUUGAGUGCGCCUAUGCGCCUUGACAACAUAGAUAAAAAGUAUCACUUUUUGGGUUGUACUAAUCUUUGUGUUUAGCUUAAAUAUGUUAUGCCAUACAAAUGUUAACACGAUGCAGAGCAGAAGCAAGAACAACCGAGAAAAUAAUAUCAAGAUGAAAAUUGAUGUACAAUUGAAUUAUAAACCAUUACAUGAAGCACUUAAUAUUUGAAAGGUAAAAGAAGAAAUUGAAUUGUCAUGUCAAAAUCAAGCGAUCCAUGUCAUGCCUAGGCACAACAAUAUUGUACCAAGAAACUUAGAGUUAAGGAUUUCAAACAUCAGUUCCCCUUUGUACACUGGUGACCAAAUAAAAGACAUAGGCGGCAUGCCUGUUACAGUGACCUUAAUUGACAGUUGUACAAAGGAAGAAGUGAACUCAGGGCCUGAAGCUUCAGGAAAAGUGGAAAUAGUAGUUAUUGAAGCAGAAGUUGAGGAUUCAAGAAAUGUAUUUGAGUGCAAACUUGUUUGCCGCAUAGAAGGAAAAAAAGUUACACAUGUGAAUAGUUUACCCUUGAAGCUUAUGAAUGGUACUGCUGUUUUCCCUAAGGUUUCUUUUUCACAUAACAGCACGUGGAUGAAAAAUUCCAAAGUUAGGCUACAAGUGAGGUUUGUGGACAAUUUUGAUGGGGUUCAUGUUAAAGCAGCACAAACAGAACCCUUUAUGCUCAGCGAUCGGCGCAAUGAAGCAAAUGCGAAGCAUCCUAUCCCUUCUCUAGAUGACGAUGUAUGGCGGUUAUAUAAUAUUAAAAAGAAGGGUACUUUGGCUGAAUGCUUGAUCAACGCAAAGAUCAAAACCGUGGGAGAUUUUAUUGUGCAAUUAUUUCUACAUCCUCAAUGUCUAAAGGAGAUAUUUGAUGCUGCGAAGCUCGGAAAAAAGUUUAACAAAACUGUGGAACAUGCUCGAAAAUGUCCUGCUAUACUCAAGUACAGUUGUAGUUUUCACCAAAACACUGAGGUUAUUUUCAAUGUCUCGGGUGAAGUGUUGGGAUUGUACCAGGGGGAUUCGUUUCUUUCUACCGAAAAGGAAGUCGCCAAGAAGCUUGUAGUUACUGCAUUCAAGAACUGGCCGGAUGUAACUCACAUUAAUAAGGACCAAGUCGUUGCACGUUGCAUUCAUUUACUUGACAAAAACAUGCUUCAUGACGAAGAAGAUCCAAACCCACAAUUCUUACCCGAAUUUUCAAGUACCCGUUAUGAUGAGUUUUACCACGGGUUCGAAGCUCAAUGUACUACUUCCAUUCAACUUGAACCAGAGAAAAACGGAUAUUGUAAAAUAUGGAGGAAGCUGGUUUGUGUUGUAACAUUCACCAGAAGAAGUUUGGAUGAUUUGCAUGCUCACAAGAAACGAAAAUUAGCAUAGUGCACUGUAGCAGUAGAUUUCCAGGAGUUAAGUGUGCAUGAUAUCUGUAUAUAUUUAGGGUAUGUUUGUUAUCUGUAUAUGGAGAACUCUGUGGAGUAGUGAAUGAAAUGAAUAACUGUUGAUUGUU